GCCUCGUCCUCCCCCUGCCCUCCCCUCCCCGUUAGUUACCCCGCCCGUCAGCUCAGGCUCCUUCAGGCUCUUUCUAAGCCUACCCUAGUCCGGUCCGGUCCCGCAGUUACCAUAGAGACGGCGACGACGACUGAGGCGCCACCGCCGCCUGCUUGCAAGCCAUGGGCCGGAGUCUGCUGCUGAGCUGUGCUAGGCUGAGCCGGAGGGAACCUCGACUCUGCUUAAAUGGAAGCCACUUCUGGGAACUUGAUGGUCUCUACUGACAUAGGCUUUGCAUAGCAGCUGUGCCACCCCAGAGAUUGCAAUGAGUGGAGGAGGGGAACAGCCAGAUAUUCUUACUGUGGGGAUAUUGGUAAAAGAAAGAUGGAAAGUGAUAAAGAAGAUUGGAGGUGGAGGAUUUGGAGAAAUUUACGAUGCAAUGGACAUACUUACUCGAGAGAAUGUUGCACUGAAGGUCGAGUCAGCACAGCAGCCAAAGCAAGUUCUGAAAAUGGAAGUAGCUGUGUUAAAAAAACUGCAAGGGAAAGAUCAUAUUUGUCGAUUCGUAGGCUGUGGAAGAAAUGACAGAUUUAAUUAUGUGGUCAUGCAAUUGCAGGGGCGGAAUUUGGCCGAUUUGCGUCGAAGCCAAACUCGAGGGACUUUCACAAUUAGUACAACAUUACGUCUUGGGAAGCAAAUUCUGGAGUCUAUCGAGAGCAUUCAUUUGGUGGGAUUUUUACACAGAGAUAUUAAACCAUCUAAUUUUGCUAUGGGACGCUUUCCUAGUACUUGGAGGAAGUGUUAUAUGCUGGAUUUUGGCUUGGCACGUCAGUUUACAAAUUCAUGUGGGGAUGUCAGACCACCCCGAGCUGUUGCCGGUUUUAGAGGUACAGUGCGGUAUGCAUCAGUCAAUGCUCACCGAAAUAGAGAGAUGGGACGUCAUGAUGAUCUUUGGUCUUUGUUUUACAUGUUGGUGGAGUUCGUGGUUGGACAACUGCCCUGGAGGAAAAUUAAAGACAAGGAGCAAGUAGGCUCUAUAAAAGAGAGGUAUGAUCACCGGCUGAUGCUGAAACAUCUCCCUCAAGAAUUUAACAUCUUUUUAGAUCACAUUUCUUCUUUAGACUAUUUUACUAAACCUGACUACCAGCUUCUCAUGUCCGUUUUUGAUAACAGUAUGAAGAAUUUUGGGGUGACAGAGAGUGAUCUGUUUGAUUGGGAAAAGAGUGGGGCUGAUGGUUCUCUUACCACUACCACCACUUCAACUACUCCUCAGCUACAUACUCGACUGACCCCAGCUGCUAUAGGAAUUGCCAAUGCUACACCAAUACCAGGAGAUUUAUUACGAGAGAAUACAGAUGAAGUAUUUCCUGAUGAACAACUCAGUGACGGUGAGAAUGGUAUCCCUAUUGGAAUCUCACCAGAAAAGUUACCAGAGUCUCCUGGACAUCGUCUUCAGGAAAAGGAUGUGUGGGAAGAAAUGGAUGCUAACAGGAAUAAGAUUAAAUUGGGCAUCCAUAAAGCUACUACAGAAGAAGAAAACAGUCAUGAACCAAUCAAUGGAAUGUUUAAUGCACCAAGCCUUGGUUCUCCAAUUAGAGUCCGCUCAGAGACCACACAGCCAGAUCGGGAUGUUCCUCUGGUACGAAAGUUACGAUCAAUCCAUAGUUUUGAACUGGAGAAGCGCCUGACUUUGGAGUCAAAACCAGAUGCAGACAAAUUUCUGGAAAUCUGCAUGGAGAAAAAGAAAAGAGAGCUUAAUGGUGGCAGUGGCAAAGAACCUGUAAUUCCAGCUUCUCAGAGAAUACGGGCUCCCACAGCUUCUUCCGGUCAGGAACAUGUCUGGCAUUAUGAUGAAGAGUAUCUGCCUAAAGCUUCCAAGCUGGUUUCAAGUCCUUCUCCAGAACAGGGUGAUGGUGGUGUUAGCAAUGGAUACGUUGCUGUCAAUUUGAAUUCCUGCCAGCAGGAGGUAGACUCCAAGGAAUGGGUGAUUGUUGAUAAAGAGCAGGACCUUCAGGAUUUCAGAACUAAUGGUGCUACAGGGCAUAAAACAACUGGAAGUCCUUCUGAUGAAGAACCUGAGGUACUCCAGGAUUUUGAAGAGUCCCCCCAAGAGGAUAAACUUGGACUUCAAACCAAGCCUACACCUGAUGGAGCAGCAUUUGAUUUGGGCGCUGAAUGUCAUGGAAUUGCAGCUUCUGAACAGUUUACAGAUCAACUAGAACUCCCAAUUGGAAUUGCUGGUCAUGCUUUUGCUGUCACACCUACAAGCCUAUUGGAGGCACAAGCAGAAGGGGCUCUUACUCCACUCAGCUCAUUUCAUAUCCCGCAUUUCUCCAUCCCACGAAUUUCAAGUCCCACCAUCUUCUAUACCCUGAACCCUAUAUCCCACUUCAUCACCCACAUGGAUCCUAAGAAAGUGACAAGCUUUCCAAGGAGUCAGUCAGCAGAGAACCACUCUUCCUCUUCCUGGUCACCUUCCUGUAGGCAACUUCCUGUUAUUCCCUCUGGAAACAAGUUUCCCCCUGUCAUUCACAUCUCAAAAGCACAACUCCAGCAGGUUACAAUCCCCAGGCCAUCAAUGGCAUCCACACAGUCUACUUCCGAGAGUUUUCAUUAUGGGCAUCAUCUAGACAAGAAAGAUCGGGAUCCUCGGGUUUUGGAACAUAGAGUUGAACUUUCCUCCCCUAAGGAGAAUGUUGCUGGCUUGAUUGAGGCAAAUGGUGCAUUGACUUUUAGCAGCAGUAGAACAGAUUUAAUUCUCAAAUUAGAUUGCAACCAAGGGACACUUGAUAAAGAUGUUGACGAAGGCAUUGAAAAUCAGAAUAAUAGCCAAACAAAUUUACUUGAACAAUACAUGAAGAAACAAGAAGGAAGGGAAAAUAUGAACCUUGUUGAAGGAAUAGAAGACAAAGAGCCUUUCAUUAUUUGUGAAGAUAUUGAAAUACAAAUUAAAGAACCCUGCUUGACUGCUUCAAGAAGCACAGAAUCUGUUUUGGGUGGACCUCAGGUUAUUACAGACCCCGAAGAACCAAGACCUUUGGCUAGCUGCUCCUUACUAAAUCAGGGCACAAAACAGGAAUUACAGAAACAGUCAGCUGCUGAAACAUCAGAUGUUUCUCUGUCAAGAAGUACUGACCUAUUUGCUUACAAACAGGAAAGUCAAGAAAUACAAGUACAUGAAAAUGGCUUCCAUGAUGAGGAUAUUGAUCAUGCUAAGGAACUGCAAUGCCAGCAAGUAAAACUUGCCACACUUCUGCAAGAAAAGGAAAAAGAAGAGCAAAGUAUUCAAAGAAAUGGAGAACCAUUCUAUUCUAUUUCAGAGAGUGAAACCUCUAGUCAGUCCAAAAAAGAAUUGGUUAGAUCACCAUUUGCAGCCAGGCAGAGUCGCAUACCGGUUUUAGCACAAGAGAUAGAUUCCUCAUCAGAAUCUUCUCCUGUUUCAGCAAAGGAGAAGCUACUUCUAAAAAAGGCCCACCAAACAGACUUGGUUAGACUAUUGGUAGAAAAGAGACAGCUCAGAUCUUUCCUGGGUGACCUUUCAAGUGCCUCCGACAACUCACUGAAGGAAAAAGUAGUUGCAGGUCCUGUACCGCUUUCAGAAGAUGUAUUGACCUCCUUUUCCAAAUUAACAUUGGACACUCAUUUACGGAGUCAAGUACAAGAGAGCUUUUUGUCAUCAAGUAAUCCUCAACCCAGAAAGAGCAAAAUACCAAGACCUGUAUCUUGGACUACUACAGAUAAUACUAGCAGUUCAAACUCAGCUCAGUUUUUUCCUCGGCCACCCCCAGGAAGGCCACCAACAAGGUCUGGAGUAGAGGUUAGGUUGCGGAGGUACAAAGUGCUAGGAAGUAGCAGUUCUGAUUCAGACCUGAUCUCCCGCCUGGCUCAGAUCCUUCAGAAUGGAUCUCAAAAACCACGAAGCCCUUCACAGUCUAAGAGUCCAGGAUCUCCACAUAGCCCCAAGACUCCACCCAAAAGCCCAGUCACUCCCAGACGCAGUCCCAGUGCCUCCCCUAGGAGCUCUUCUCUGCCCCGUACUGCCAGUUCUUCACCAUCUCGGGGUGGAAGGCCACACCAUGAGCAGAGAAGUUCAUCCCCACAUCCUGGAAGGAGUAAAUCGCCUCCUAGCCUCUCAGGCUCUUCAUCUUCCAGGAGAUCCUGUCAACAAGAGCACUGCUACAACAAAUCUAGCAAGAACGGUCUGAAAGGAUCUAGUGGCUCUUGCCACCACUCUUCUAGCAUUAAACCUCCCACUGGGAAGAACAAAUCAGCCAAUAAACUUAGCAGAUAGGAACUGAAUCUUGUCAAGUGUCAACCCCCCUCCCCAGUCAAACUAUUGCAUGUUGUGUCUGUGUACUAUGUAUUUAAAAAAAAAAAGAAUCGUCUUCAAAGAUUAGCAAUUAUCCUGACUUUUGGAGAAAAGCAACUUUUAAGAUGAAUUAUUUAUAUGGCUCACUUUGUAUAGGAGUGGCCAGGCAUUGCCCAGGAAAGGGCAGCAAGCAGAUCAGGGAAGCUGGAGAGCGGAGAUGGAGCAGCCAGAAAGUCCAUCUGGAAUCACAUUGUUUGGGAGAUUAGUGUUUUAAUAUGAUUUUGCUUUCCUUUUUAUUUAUUAAAACAAUAAGCUGACUCUAGAUUUUCGUCAAGGAAAAUUAUAAAACCUGAAAGAAAUGUGCUGGGACAUUACUAUGCUUGAGGUUUAAUCAGCUGCUAUGUUUUUAAAGAUUUUAAAAAGCACAUUAUUUGGGACAGCAAAAUUCCUCAAAAUCUUCUGUGUAAUAUUGGUCUUUGUCACAAACAGUUUCAAUUUGUCCAUUGCCCACAUUCCUUCUUGAUUGAUAAUUAUCUCAUCAACAGAAAAAAAGAACUUGUACCACUAAAUAUUAGAUAUGGGCUACAUUUAGUAUUUAUAUAAUGGCACGGGAUUACAACCCUGAAUUUUAAGAGCUUGAGGUAACAGUGUGUACUUAUAUUUACAGAUCCCAAAGCUUCUAUUAUCUGUUCGGGAUCUGAUCCAUUUGAUUACCUAACUGUUUAUUCAUUUCUAGGGCUAGUUCCAGUUAUAGAAUAAAAGUCAGAUAAUUUUAAAUUAUGGUAGAAAUACAAAGGGCAUGGGAUCAUGUAACAUCUUUAUGGUUACAUUAAUCACUUCUCAGGGCACCACUGAGAGAGCCAAUGUAAAACUUAACUAGAAUCUUUUAUCCUUUAUGAAAUACUUCAUUCACUUAACUUUACUAUAAUGUUCAUCUCCAGUGUUAUCAAACUUAUGAAGAGGUGAAAUGUUUACAUGUUUAAACUUGAAACUUUAUCCUUAAUGUAGAAGAACAUUGAAGCUUUAAUCUUCAUAAAGGUCACUGAAGAAUACUAGAGAAGAUUAGCAAAUCCUUUAUUUUCUUUAGAACCCAGGAGGUAAUACUUGCUAGGAUAAGGUUACAGGACUGUCUGAAAUGUUAAUGUCUCUAAUCCUAUAUUGUAUAAAAAAAAGUAGUAUGCUUCUUUCCCAGUAUGUACAGAGCCAAUAGCUGACCAAUAGUGCUAUAUCUAGGAAAGGGAUCCCAGCAUCCUCAUGAUUUCACCAUAGUGUAGGUAUACAUGGUAGGUUCCCCCCUCCCACUUCCUCCAAAAUAUGCUUGAUUUGAAAUAUGGAAAAGAUACUGAAACAUGUUUAAAGAUAGUCUUCCACUUCCCCAAAAUAUUCCUUAAUAAGAUUGGUGAUUUCUAUUUUUCCCAAACAUAGGUGUGAUUGAUUUAGAUUGCCAGAUUCAGAAAUCAGUGAUGAACGGAAUACAAUGCAGAAUGUAAAAUAAGUAUGACCAGUUCUUUAAAUGGAGAUCUGGAUUAGAGGAUGCUAAAUAUAAGAGGGACUUUGGCAAUUACUGAUCUGCUUGCUGUAAGUCAGUGUUUCCCAAACUUGACAAUUUUAAGGCACGUGGACUUCAACUCCCAGAAUUCCACAGCCAGCGUUGCUGGCUGUGGAAUUCUGGGAGUUGAAGUCCUCAUGCCUUAAAAUUGUCAAGUUUGGGAAACACUGCUGUAAGUCAUACGCCUUAGCCAGCAUAAAUUCUUUUUAAUUUAAUGUUAUUUUAUUUGCUGCCAAAAUUGUAACUCUGGAUAAAAAAGGGAACAUUUUCUCUGUGAGCUAACACAUUUCUAAUGCUGCAUUGAAGCUGCACUGAAUUUCUUUUGUUCUGUCAGAAUGUGUUGGAAAUUUUUUACUCUUAAAUAUGUAUUUUUUUCCCCAUAAGUAAUGUAGCACAGUGUGGAAUUGUAGCCUCAUUCAGGUUUCAAGCACUACAGAGGGAGUACACUAGCUGGAGCAUAUUUGCUAUACUUUGAGAAACUGAAUGAUUUAAAAGAUCUGUUGUAUUAUAUUGUAUAAUAGGUGCUAUACCAAUAAUUGCAUGUUCUUAUAGUAAGUUAUAUAUUAUAAAUAUUUAUAAAUAUAUACAUACACACAUAUAUGCUUCUAUAUACUUUCCUGAUUCUCCCAUUAUACAUUUGUACAAUUAUGGACCAUAGAUCAUGCUGUAUUCUUUCAGUUACGUGCCUGAAUUAUAUGCCCUUGGCCUUGUUAUUCCUGUUUGCUGGCAUGCACAAAGCUGAAUAUUUUUCAUGCUCAGUUCCAAACAGAAAGAAUACUCAAAAAGGAGUUGCUUGGCAAUUCAGUGUUUUCGUAUCAGCAUUGACAGUUCACUUUUACAAUUCUGAAUAAAAUGGAAGGACUUUGAGAAACUGUGUGUUUAAUAGCCAAGGUCAGUGUAUGGUCUUGAUUUUGUCUCUUCAUCUUCUUUCUGUAUCUUUCUAAUCCCUUAUGAGAACUUUUUCUGUUAAAGUGUUUGUCACGAUGCUGAUGGUGAUAAAUAGAUAUGUGUGAUAUUAAAAAAAUCAAGACUUUCUCUUCAUCUUGCCUUGCCAGCUUUUACCCCUGUUCUCUACUUGCUGCAACACUGCAGGGACUUUCUCUUGAGGCUACUGAUAGUAAAAACGUUACUUUUUUAAAAAAAACAUUUAUCAGCUGUAUGGAGAUACAUUCAGCCAAGCACGUUAUUCCAAUAAUUUAGGUGCUUGAAAUAUUCUAUAUAUUCACCCCUUUUCCAAUAAGUGCUUCCAGGGAAUAUAUUUUGAAGCUGUAUAAUUUGAGUUGAUAUAAAACAACAAAGCUAUAUGAUUUCUUUAUGAUAAUUUCUUUUUGGGGAUUGAUAUUAAUUCAUCUGGUUUCUCAAGGCCAACUUUAAAAAGCCUUCCUUUACAUAUAACCAUUUUUAAUUUAUUUGCAUUAUCUGCAAGAUUUUUUUAAAGUAUAUAUAUUUUACAUUAUACUUAAGGAAUAAUAUUCCUAGAAAAUUCCUAGAGGAACUCCUUUAUAAAUAUGUCCAGAGCAUCAGUAUUGUAAGAACAGUUUCCCCUGCAUGUAUGGAGAUGCAUAUCCCAAAGAUUUAUUUUCAUGCUUUGCUGUCAGGGACAAAACAAUAUCUAUUCUAUGCAUUAACAAAAAGAAUGUUGUAGAAAUAUACAUUUCUCUUACAAAUGGUAUGUGUAUCCCAAUAUUACCAUAAUAUUCAGAUUCUUUUAUGUUUAAAUCAUUUGUAUUUCUUUCCAUGUUGUAGAAAUGGAAGGAGGCAUGUUCCAGACUAAAUGGUCAUUGUGGAAAGCACAGGUUAAUGUCAAUGUGUUUUUAAUGUAUUGAGUGGAUUCACUUUUUAGGUUGUCAUUCUGCCAAAACAUAGUCUAAUAGUUAUUAGAAAACCAAUGGUUUACUGACAAAGCUUUAAAUUAUUGUAAUAGAGUACUAUCAUCACUCUCAUCUUUCUGUAGUAAUCAGUGAUUUUGUUACUAAUGUGCAUUCUUCUUUCCACAACAUUUACUGCUUCGGGAAGCAAACCAAAAAAGUAUUGUGAGUUAAUCUUGAUUACAAUACCUUUAGUUAAUAAAAUAAUUGUGCUCGUAACUUUGGGAAAGAAUGUAUUAAUCUAGUUUGUCUUGAAUAGUAAGUUUCAAGAUUAAUAUGUUAGUAAAAGACAAGACAAUUAAUAUGCAUGGUUUAAUCUGAAUAAGCAAGUCCUACCCUCCACAGCUUGAGCCAGAAUAAGAAAUGUUAUUUUUUAUUCUUUCUGUAGAGUUCAUAGAACAUUUAGCCAAUUAAACUGUGAGAGCACCAUCUACCCUCAUUCAGACAUGCUCUGUUAUAUGAAUGAUUACAUGCUGACACUGUUGCUGCUGUGCUGAAAAGUUACUGCUUUAGGAAAAGGGUUAUAGCAAGAAUUUAAAAAAUUAUUCCUGCCAGACCUUUGAAGGUUGGUUGGGGGUGGCGGAUAAUUUUUAGAAUUAAAGCUGCAUUGCAGGCACAUUAAUCCUUACAUCAUAUUUUUGUCUACAGUAUAAUUGUACUGCAUGGAACCUAAAGCAGCUGAAACUUACCAUCUGUAGUGUCUUUGUAGGCAAAUGCAUAUUAUUAGAAUGAAACAAACACAUACGUUUACAUUUGCAUCAGAGAUAAUUUGUCCAUUUAUAUUGUAUUUGUAUCAAAAACAUGGAGCUCCAAGUGUAGCCUUCUUUCCUUAGGUUUCUUAAAAGUUAAGCAAAUGCCUUGACAUUUUGUUCUUAAUAGUUAAAUUUUGUUGGUCAUCUUUCUUUUCAAGUAGGACUGUUCUGAUCAGAGCUAUAGGUCUUUGCUCUCAAGUUUGGUUAGAUGUAGUUCUCUAAUAGCUCAGUUCUUCCUGCAAUAAAUAUAAACAAUACCAAUUGUCUAUUCUGUAAUAGUAAUCUGUGUAUAUAAAAGCAGUUUCCAGAAGACAAGGGACAAUAAUUUUAAUAUAUGGAUAUUGAAUGAUAUUAAAUACAUACUUUUUAAGUCCCUUAGAAGUGUGAAAGAGUGCCUACAUUUUUCAAAAUCUAUCCAUCAUCUUAAAAUAUUACUUUUACAUUAUCUUUUUCUGCUGCAAGUAAAAUAUCUUAAUGUGGAAAAAUAAAGGCAACUGAUUUAUAUCUCAGAGGGAAAAUUUUUUUACAAACUAUUUAGGAUGGAAAAUUGAGAUGGUUAGUCUUGACUAGUAUGUUGUCAAUUAUGCUAUGCUAGCUAUGCUAUGCUAUCUUCUCUGGUUAUGAUCAUUUGUUUGACAUUAGGGUUAAUUCAGUCUUUCAUUUAGGUAGCAUUGAUCUUCUGGUGCCAGUCUUGCUCAGAGAAUGGAUCGGUAAUCAGUUUCAAGAGCACCUUUCAAUUCAGCAGUAAGAGAAUCCAACAUGAAGUCCGUUCCCUGCUGUCUUUUCUGUUAGUGUACCAUUAAUUUUGCUGCUAAGGUGUGGUGAGGACAUUCCUACAUUAGGCAAGUCAUGAGGAAAACAUGCAGAUUCUGAGAACUGCAUUAAGACCUCAAAGACAACUUGAAUGAAUGAGAUCCCAUGUCUAUAAUAUAUUAUCUGCUUUGUUUAUGAGUCAUGACUAAUAAUAGCUAAUAGAUACUUCCCUAAAUUGAUUGCGUACUCAACUAGAUAAUCUGACUUGAUGAAGGUAGUGCACAGUCUCUUCUGUUACUGUAUAUUAAAUAUAAAACAAAACAUUAGGUUUCAUGCUUAUGGUUCUUGUUUGUGUAACCUUUUUGCUUAAGUAUUUCUUUCAAGGAAAACAGGUCAAGGAGAUAGCUGGGCCCAGUCCUCAAAUCAGAUGUAUGGAGACAUUUGUUAGUCUGCAUGCAUUUUAACAACCAAUUGACUAAUGUUAAUAUGAACAGAAAUAUACAUGUAACACAGCUUUCUUUACAAUUUUGCUUUCUAUUUCAGAGAAACUUUUCCCUUCUGAAAUCCCUCAAAAUAGUUUUUAAACACAAAACAAAAUGAAACCAAACUGUAAUAACUUUUAUUAUAAAAUUGUAAUUGUGUCACCUAUUUCAUACUCAUUCAUAUAAUUAUAAUGCAAUAGGCUGUACGUUGAGAGAUAAAAACAAUGAGAACUACUAUCUGGUCUUGUUUUUUAAAAAAUUAGUGAUAGCUUCAUUACUCCAGUACUAUUAAUUGGUUUCUAUCAUUCUUUUAGUAACAGUAAUAAUGGCAAACCCCUAAAACUAGUAAAACAAUAAUAAUGGCAAACCCCUAAAACUAGAAAAUAUUUCAGUUUAACUUCUGUGGUUGUUUAGAUGAGCAAGUUGUUUUUAUGAACACAAUUCAGCUUGCUUGUAGACAGUUCAAAGGAAUAUAUUCCUUUUCUACUGCAAUAAUUUAUCACAUUUGAAAUGUAGAAAGCACUGUGAUAGGAUAAAGCGAGGAUCAGUAAUGAUAUACUCCUUUAUAUCUCGAAUUUUCACACAAUUCUCUAUGCUCAGGUUACAGUCCAAAAUACUUCUUUUUGCUAGUAAGAACAGCCCAUUAUCACAUUUAAUUGGAGUGAUCAUUUGAAAAGAAAUUUCAAAAUUUCUCAAAAUUUACUUCUUAGAUCAUAAACAGGAACUUUGAUAAUUUUUGGCUUUUGUUCACCUUAAAUUUCAGCCUUUUGCCUUAAUUUUCCACUGGGAAUAUUGGGUUAGGUCCAGACUGUUAUUUGUCAGCAGGACUGUCCCAGAAUUGAAUAAUGCAGUAUACUCUUUCUGCUGGAAAAUGGGGAAAGCAAAAGAAGAUUGGGGGGUCAGAUGGAAUAUUACUGGAAGAGAGGAAUUAGUGAAAAUUCUCCUCUCCCCAUUUAUUCUUCAGAAAGGAAAAACUAAGGAGGAUAAUGCCUCAUCUCACUAAGUUGUGGCUUCUCAACUUAAUAUAAAUUAGCACAAAAGUUCCUAUAUUAUUUCCUAUUAAAGUGAUUGAAAGAAUGAAAUAAGAAAACAAAAGGUUGAUUUGUUAAGAUUUUUUUCUUAACACCUGAAAGACACACUGUAUAGCACUAAAACAAGUGAACCCAUUAUACAGUUGCUGUUGCUAGGUAGAAAUAAUUUUUAGGGGCCAAGAAUAUGGAUUGCCCGUUUCCAUCCUGGAGCAGAACAUGGAACACAUAACAGGGAACACAGUCCAUUGGAGAUUGAUCUUUGCUGAAUUGUGUCUGUUUUGUGUGCUUAUAUUUAAGUAUUUCAUUUCAGUUUGGCAUAAAGUGGGAGCCAUUGAGUCCUUCCCAUUUCUCUCUCAUUUGCAAAGUAACAGCUUAGGUCUCAGAUUUAGGUCUAGAUUUCAGCUAUCUGGACUAGUACAAAGAAUAGUAAUAUUAAUGUUGUGUUGACAAAUGAAAGCUUGCCUUAAAAGGGACAUGUUACACAGCUCCUUGGAUUCUCUAGAAUAGAAUUAUGCAUCCAGAUGGCUUUCUAAUCUCUGGUUGCAUGUUGUUCCUCAGUGAUCAGAAAGCAAAUAUCUAAAUCUUUCCCUUUAUUAGUGAAUUAUCCAUGGCCUGUUAUGUUUUAUGUUUGUCUUUUUUAUUGCAAAAAAAUAUAUCCAAAUAAAUUAAAAUUAAAUUUCAAAGCCGGGGUGACCAUAUUAACUUGAAAAUUCUCAACAGUCUGUUUUUCAAAUUAGAAGAGCCAACCAUUAUUCAUUCAGAAAAUACUAUUUCAAGGAUAAUACAGUGAAUUGAGAUAAAAACAUAUUCUGAAGAGGUAACUUAGUAGCAUCAAGAAUUUCAAACUUUUCUUACCUUGCGUUCAGAGUUCAGAUUAGAUGUCUUACCAUUUUUGCUUAGUCACUCAGAAACAUAAGGUAUUGACAAUGGUGUCUUUAUAAUGCUCAUUUGUACAUAAAGAUGUAGUUAUUUAUUUUACCCCAUUUGUAUCAUAUCAAGUUUUUGUAAAUGUUUUGAGUUCUGUUUUUAAAUUAUUUUGUAUUUUAUUUUUAUAAACUGGUUCUAAAUAAAAAUCAUUCAGCAUGCAAACAACA
This is a messenger RNA of Crotalus tigris (Tiger rattlesnake), 11817 nucleotides long. RefSeq names its product tau tubulin kinase 2 (gene TTBK2). Gene Ontology annotation, biological process: peptidyl-serine phosphorylation; cilium assembly; signal transduction. NCBI's taxonomy places the organism in Eukaryota, Metazoa, Chordata, Lepidosauria, Squamata, Viperidae. Gene Ontology annotation, molecular function: protein serine/threonine kinase activity; ATP binding. The record is from RefSeq and is a predicted model, not a curated record. The transcript has 16 exons. Gene Ontology annotation, cellular component: ciliary basal body; nucleus; ciliary transition zone. Bases 305 to 4270 code for a protein of 1321 amino acids.